GCUGUCCCCGUGCGCUCUCAGAAACAUCGCGAGCGUCUAACAACGCUGACGUUUCUUUCAUACACGCAAAAACAUAAAACAAACAUUAAAACAAAGACAAUAAACAAUCAUACAAAAACAAUUUCGUGAAUUAUAAAUCGUACGGAGCUCACAUAACAGUGUUUGUGUAAUAGUGUUGUGCCCAUACGGGAACGAUGUGACAGUAUAAUUAACGAAUUCUAAUUCGUUGGUGAGAGUGGUGACAAAGUGUUGAAUCGAUUUUUUUUUCGCACUCGUGAUUCAUAUUUAAUAUUAUGGAAACACGUAAUUAUUGGGAGGAGAACGGACAUCCCGUUAAAUAUGACAACUACAACUCAAACGACGGCUUCGGGCGCACAGGCGAGCCGCUCAGCUUCGCGCCGCCGUCGGAGGACGAGGCGGAGUACCCGGCCGGCGCCUACCUCAAGAAGGGGAAGGUCUCGAGGCAAGACCCAAUGUCUCACCGCAUCAUAGAGAAGCGCCGCCGCGACCGCAUGAACAACUGCCUGGCGGACCUGUCGCGCCUCAUCCCCGCGGAGUAUCUGAAGAAGGGCCGCGGAAGAGUCGAGAAGACCGAGAUCAUCGAGAUGGCGAUACGGCACCUCAAGUUCUUGCAGGACCGCGUUAAUGCCGCCGAGCGACAAGCGGGCGAGGAAUUCCGCGCUGGCUAUCAAGAGGCCGUGGCGGAGGCAGUACGCUUUCUCGUCGAGGUCCAAGGCUUCGGACCAGGGGACGGGCUAUGCGUUCAGCUCGCUUCACAUAUGCAGCGACAUUGCGAUGCUGUUACCAAAGGAGAUGCUAUGACACGUAGUGACAAGUCGAGGUCGUCGAAUCCCGGGUCAUCUUCAGAGACAACCAGUUCGUCAAGCAGUUCACACGGAUUUGCUGUAAAGGUUAUCCAGAGGCCUGAGCUGCCACCUGCCUUCCCAGUUGAGUCCUAUGAACAGGAGCGGCCGGCGGCUGGGCCUCAAUAUCCUAUGGAGUGUGAAAGAGUACAAAAUCUAGCGGCACCAGAAGCCGAAAGCCAGGAACCCUUACCCCUGGAUGGUCGGAUCAAACGCGAGGCGUUGCGCAAAGUGCGCAAGAUUGAACACUCGGACGAUUAUCUCCAUUCCUAUAAGUUCAAGAACUCUAUAGAGAGGCGAUUUAGCAGAUCGCAAGAUACUGAGGCGGCGGACUGUCCUCCACACAACGGGGUUAACGGCGCGACUCACGGCAAGCCUUAUGCGCAUAAGCGACGGCGUGCCGUCAAGCCUGCGCCCUCUGCUCCCACCUCCGCAUCUACGUCCACUGAGGAUACCUCGCCACAGGACACGUCAAGCGAAUCCCCUCAUAACCACCACUACGACAAGCCUCCACCGCCGACGCAAUAUGUGCCAGUCUUCGCUCUCAAUUCAUUAGGGAAAUACUACGUGCCACUAAGCGUAGAGUACGCUUGCAUAGCGCGCCAGCUCGGUGCCAUGGACUCGGAGACGCGUCCCAUCACGGCGUUACAUCCUGUCACAAUACAUGUCAACUUCCCCUGUCUCAACUACCACGUGAAGCGCGAGCCAGUUGAACGGCAGUGGCGACCAUUGUAAACUUGUGCAGCCACACUUGGAUUAUUAUGCUGUUUAACUUAUUGUUAUCACGAUAGACUCAAAAAAGGCUCCAGUCACCCUAAGUGAGAGUUGGGAUUAUCUCAUUUAAUUGGCUGAAUUUAUGGUAUUCAUGUUGCAGCUGUACAUUUUAGUGAAUAGUGAAAGAGUGUCAGCCAAUCGGUAAUCGCGAUCGUCGCACUGAAACCUUAGAUCUACGGCGCAAGUUCAGCGGGUAGCUAAAAUACCUGUGAGUACAAGAGAAGAAUCCACAAUAAAGACUAAAGAGGUGGAGGAUGUAUAUCUCGACAAAAUUGCCAACUUUUCCGGAUGGAUUUAGAAGAAGAACCCCUAUUAUGUGCUUACUCACUGUUCUCAUUAUGUCAGCGUCAGAAGGAAAACUUAACAAUAUCUUUUACAUGUUAUGCAACUAGAAUAAAUGGGUAGAACUUGGUUUUUAAUAAAUCCAAAGUCAACAAUGUAUUGGAGGGAUUUUCAUAUACCUAAGAAAUAAAGUUAACAUCGGAUGAUCCGUGUGCUCGUUUGCUCGCAAUUUGAAAAUAAAUCCGACUGAGAACUACUUAUAUCGGCAUACAGUUCAAAAUCGUACCAAAUCUUAUUUUAAUACUAUUUCAGUAUAAAAAUGUAAUAUGUAACUACUUAAGUCUUUUCGCAAAUUGUGAAGUAUGCUAUCUUUAAUAAACGUGCCAAAAAUGUAUUCUGUGCAAUGCUGCUGGUACAGCUAUGUACCUAUUUAAAUGUUUAAUUUAAUUGAUAACUAAU
Maniola jurtina (meadow brown) is the source of this 2378-nucleotide messenger RNA. RefSeq names its product transcription factor cwo (gene cwo). Bases 294 to 1598 code for a protein of 434 amino acids. The transcript has 9 exons. Gene Ontology annotation, molecular function: protein dimerization activity; RNA polymerase II cis-regulatory region sequence-specific DNA binding; DNA-binding transcription factor activity, RNA polymerase II-specific. Lineage: Eukaryota; Metazoa; Arthropoda; Insecta; Lepidoptera; Nymphalidae. Gene Ontology annotation, cellular component: nucleus. Gene Ontology annotation, biological process: regulation of transcription by RNA polymerase II; regulation of circadian rhythm; regulation of neurogenesis. The record is from RefSeq and is a predicted model, not a curated record.